Aureococcus anophagefferens is the source of this 3300-nucleotide messenger RNA. RefSeq lists its product as hypothetical. Gene Ontology annotation, molecular function: voltage-gated sodium channel activity. The coding region runs from base 1 to 3300 and encodes 1099 amino acids. The record is from RefSeq and is a predicted model, not a curated record. The transcript has a single exon. Lineage: Eukaryota; Pelagophyceae; Pelagomonadales; Pelagomonadaceae. Gene Ontology annotation, biological process: transmembrane transport; monoatomic ion transport. Gene Ontology annotation, cellular component: plasma membrane; voltage-gated sodium channel complex.
AUGCCCGCGGCGACCGUCAUCUACAAGAAGAACUUGGAGGACGAGCGGCGGCGCCAGUCGGCGGCCGUCGCCCAGCGCGCGUCGCGGCGCGCCUCCGAGAGCCUCGACAUGGACGCAACGGACCCCGAGACGAUCCGCCGCGACUGCUGCGCGGUCGUGAGCGCGCACGAGAAGCUCGUCUUCGCCGUCGACGACGUCGACCCGCGGUCGCUGGCGGACUACUUCUGGUACGACGAGGAGACGGACCGAUUUUAUACUUGCGCGUACCGCGACGGGCUCAUUAACGUGCCGCUCUGCGGCUGCCACCGCGGCGUGUGUAUGGCGUUCGUCGCCAUGGUGCGGAGCCCCUUCUUCGACCUGUUGAUCAACGCGACCAUCUGCCUCGUCGCAGUCUCCUUCACGCUCCACCUCAUCGCGCGGCCCGACAUGGGCCGGCCCAGCGACGACGCGCUCGCGUUCUUCGUCGUCUUCGUCAAGUACUGCUCCAUGGCCGUCUUCGCGGGCGAGAUGGUCGCGAAGAUCGUCGCCGAGGGGUCGCGGCCCCUGCGCUACCUCACGGGGCCCGAGGCGGGCAUCAACACCUUCGACGGCACCAUCGUGAUCCUGUCCUUCGCGUUGAUGGGCGGCGGCGGCGGCGCGGUCGUGCUGCCCGUGCUGCGGCUCGCGCGCCUCGUCAAGCUGCUGAACCGCACGCCGGAGACGCGGCGCGUGCUCUACGGCAUCAUCGCGGGCUGCCGGGCCAUGGUGUCCAUCAUCGUGCUGCUGAACAUGAUCUUCUUCCUCUACGCGAUCAUCGGCGUCAAGUCCUUCGGCGAGAACGACCCCGUGCACUUCGGGACCGUGCCCAUCGCCAUGCUCACGCUCUUCGUGACGUCGACGUGCAGCGACUGGAGCUCGCGCUACAUGAUCAACUACAAGGGCUGCGACCGGGGCGGCGAGGACUGGGGCUACGAGGCCGCGGACCGGCUCACGAUGUUCGACACGAUGAUGGGCCGCUUCUACAACUACGAGUGCACGGACCCGACGCCGCGCAAGUUCGACGCCAUCGUCUACUUCUACAGCUUCACCAUGCUCACGGCCUUCGUCGUGCUGAACCUCUUCAUCUCCGCGAUCGACAUGGCCAUGUUCGACAUCCUCUACGCGGACAAGGAGGAGGAGCUGGAGCACAACGCGGCCCAGGACCCGGACGCCGCCGUCGCCGCCGCGUCGACGGUCAACGCCGUCGCCCACCACCGCAUGUCCAUCGUCGACCCGAGCCGCCUCCACGAGCUGUCGCACGACGCGGACGACGCGGACCGCGCGGCGCGGAAGAAGGUCCAGCGCCAGUCGAUCCUGGCGGACGCGGGCUUGGGGUUCGUGCGCGAGCGCAACUCCAUCUGGCAGCAGACCCACGAGACGCUGGCCCACGCGCUCCACAUCGACGGCCUCACGUCGCGGUUUUCCGACGCGAAGACGUCCGAGGAGCUCUGCGACCACAUGCUCCGGGGGCCCGAGAAAGAGAUCUUCGAGUCCCUCUUCGACGCCUUCAUGGAGCACAAGCACAAGGAGGGCGAGGAGGAGGAGGAGGUGGUCGAGCACCGCGUCGUUUUGACCGCGCGGCUCAUCCUCGGCGGCCACGCGUUCCCGGGCCUCGUCGUCAUCUGCAUCUUCUGCGCGGGCAUCAUCGAGGCGUUGGCGUUGACGCCGUCGGAGCCCGUGAGCCAGGAGAACUUGAUCUUGAUCGACACGGCCGUGCUCGGCGUCUUCGUCGUCGAGUGCGUCUUGAAGAUCGUCGCGUGCGGCCGCGCGCCCUACCGCUACUUCGCCGACUCCUGGAACGUCUUCGACUUUGUGAUCGUCCUCGUGUCCGUGCUGGGCCUCGUGCCCGCGGCGAGCGACAAGCUCCCGGGCGUCGCGAUGAUGCGGCUGCUACGGCUGCUCAAGCUCGUCAACUUCUACCCGGCGCUCCACGUCGCCGUGGGCUCGCUGAUCAAGGCGUCGUCGAACGUCUUCUACGCGACGGUGGUGCUCGUGCUCGUCGUCUACGUCUUCGCCGUCAUCGGCAUGCUCCUCUUCCGCGUGAACGACCCGGGCCACUUCGGGAACCUCGCGCAGGCCGUCGCCGCGGUCUGGGCCGUGUGCACCAUCGACGGCUGGGACGCCAUCAUGUACACGAACAUGUACGGCUGCGACCGCUACGGCUACCCCUUCAACGACGUCGAGUGCGCGAACCCGCGCGCGUUCGGCUGGGUCGCGGCGUUCUACUUUGUGGGGCUCAUCCUCUUCGGCGCGUGGAUGCUGCCGACGGUGAUCAUCGGCAUCACGACCAUCGCCUUCGCCGAGUCGACGGAGGAGAUCAAGGAGGAGUACGCCCAGAUGAAGCUCGGCGUCGAGUCCGCGCGCAAGGCCGCGGACUUGUUCGGGACGUCGAUCCCGCCGGAGCUCAUCCCCCAGUUCCACGACUUGUACAAGCGCCUCGCGGAGUGCCAGGCCAAGGGCAAGAAGCUCGAGUUCAAGAUCGACUCGUCGACGCAGGCCGAGGCCAACGCGGGGCUCCGGGAUUUGACGCUGCGGCCGUUCCUGAAGUUCGCGUGCGAGUUCUACGUCAACGGCAUGUGCCCGCCGAACCGGAACCUGACGGACGACAAGGCCAACGCCAUCAUCGCCGCGGCCUGCGACGAGGACUACCGCCACGCGCUCUGCACCUGGCCCUGCUUCAUCUUUCUGCUGAACUUCAUCAAGUGCUCCGCGGACUACCAACCGGACGACGAGCCGGACCCGGAGCCCGAGCCCGAGCCCGAGCCCGAGCCCGAGCCCGAGGCCAAGAAGAAGAAGAAGAAGAAGAAAAAGAAGAGCAAGCGCGGGACGAAGGAGGUGGAGAUGACGGCGCCGGAGCGGUCCUGGGCGGGCAAGCUCAAGGACAAGUAUUUCGGGAAGCUGGACCCGAAGACGCACGACGCGGGCGACGAGCUCAUGGACCUGCCCGCGGAGAACACCGUGCGCAUCAUCGACGGCGUCGCGGCCCUCGCGGCCCGCGCCGUGCCCGUCGGCGACCCCCAGGUCGACUGCUCGACGGCGUCGCCCAAGGCCGCCGACGACGCGCCCGCGGACCCGGGCAUGUACUUCUGCUCGACGAGCCACGACCCGCCGAAGAAGGCCAAGGGCGAGAAACCGCCCCCGAAGGGCGGCGGCCUCUUCUUCUGCUCGACGCAGGACCCGGACGACGCCCAGGCCGCGGAGCCGAUCCUCGACAUGGUCGUCGACCGCGAUGCCCAGCCCUUCUUCAUGGGCGGCGGCAUGGCCGACUACGAGAAGCACUAA